GGAGACCGGGAAUCUUGCGAAAUCGGUCAGGUAUAACGUUUGAUCUUUAACCUACUUGGCACGUGUGUUUUCUGUUUUCUGCGUUUCGUUUGUCUUUCUUUCAAGCAGGGUAGCUGGUCAAAUUGUAUUAAAAUAUGAAGAAAAAGGGCAGAGGCCGAGCCAAGUUUCAAAGGAAAGAGGAGACAUUUGACAGUGAUGAUGAGAGAGCCUACAAAGAUCUCCCAGUACCUGAUGCGCAUAACUCAAUUUACGAUGAAAUUGAUGACUUCCACAAAAAUCGGCUGAAGAAAAUGAAUAAAAAAUUCCAAGAGCAGGAACGUGCAAGUUCAGAUGAUGAGGUGGAAGUAUUAAGUUUGGAUUCAGAUAAUGAUGAUGAUUAUGAAGCUCAGUUGCUGGCAAUUAAGAAGCAGUCUCAUCUCGAAGAUGUUGCCAGCGACAUGGAGGAUGAAGAUGCUGAAGAUGACGAUGCACUGCCCAAUGAGAAAGCCUGGGGAUCAAGAAAGAAGUCAUUCUACCACACAGACUAUGUGGAUGAUGAUUUGCCUGGUUUAUCUGAGGAGGAGGAAGAACAAGCAGAGGAGGAGAAGGAGGCACUUGCUAUCCAACAACGCAUGGCUCAGGCUCUUGACGAAGAGGACUUUGGAAUGGAUCUCUUCAAGGUGGAUGACAAAGGAGAUAACGAGGAUGAUGUUGAAAGUCGGAUAGUUAAAGAUUUGUCCAAACUGUCAAAGAAGGAAAAAUUGCAACAUCUGCAAAAGGACUCUCCUGAACUAUUUCAGCUGAUUGCAGAAUUCAAAGAUAAGAUUCGUGAGUUGAUUGAUACAAUGUAUCCCUUAGCAAUGAUGGUGAAAGCAGGACACAUACCAAGUGGUCAACCAGCCACAUAUAUCAACACCAAGUUCCAUCUUCACUUGAACUACUGCAUCAAUGUCAGUUUUUAUUUUGCAUUGAAGUCUAAGCAGGCGUCUGUACGUGAUCAUCCAAUUAUUAAGAGAAUUCUCACAUAUCGGAAUCUUAUACAAGAAUUAAAACCCAUAGAUGAACAGUUAUCAGGAGAUAUCCAAAAUCUUCUCAAGGUGUACAGAGUAGAUGGCAAUAUGCUUGACAAAGAAGAGGACGAAAACACCGGUAUAAUGAAUGUGAAGCAUCAGCAUAGGGAAAAGAGCAAGAAACGUGGAAAGACAUUCAAAGAAGCAGACGAUCGUGAACCAAGUGUCCAUAAGAAGAAAGCACAAAAAGUUUUGUCACUGACUGAAGAAGAACAGGCUGCAUUAGAGUAUUAUAGAAUCAUGGAACAAAAGGUAUUACAGAAGAAACAGGAGAAGGAAGACCUCAUGAGGGAAUCAGAACAAGUAGUUGAAGACGAAGAAGACAAUGAAGAUGAAAAUGCAAAGAGAGCGAUAACCUACCAGAUGUCAAAGAAUAAAGGUCUUACAGUGAAGAAAAAGAAAGAACACAGGAAUCCAAGGGUGAAGCAUAGAAUGAAGUUCCGAAGAGCAAAAAUACGAAGGAAGGGUCAGGUUCGAGAACCAACAACAGAGAAGCAGCGCUACAGUGGGGAAGCCACUGGAAUACGAGCUGGUGUCAUAAAGAGUGUCAAACUCCAAUGAUUUUAAUACUCUUGUUUUAUAUAAUGUAUCUUAAAUACAGUGUUUUACAGGUAAAAAUGGCACUCAAAUGCGUAGUUCAGACUAGGUGUAUAAACCUGGCUCAAGUCACCAGGUUUAUUCACCUUCCAGUCUGAACUAGGUGGCUUAUCUCAAACUGGACAUUGUUCCUAUAUUUACUAGGCCUGACAUACCACCCGGUUUAACUUUUCUGAGGCGGGCUUGGCUAGACCUGGCUAAUCCAGCUAGUCUGAACACCCGGCAGAGUUUAGCCGGGCUUAACUUUGAGCCAGGCUUAACAUAAGCCUGGAUUAUCUCCAAGUCUGACCGUAGCCUAACCCCGGUAUUCUUAAAACAAACUUUAGUCGUAGUUCGAGCUAAAACUUAAAAAUUACGUCAUUUUGUAUUCUUAAAAUGAACUUCGACUGACGCGAACCCUGACUAAAAUGAUACCUCCGCAGGCCGAUUUUAUUAGUCAGCCUAGGGUCAGGCUAAAUCGCGGACUUGAAAUAUUUACCCUACUAAAAAUGUGUUUUUGUAACUCACGAUAUGAAACAUGAGGCAGAAGUCCCCGAAAUGGUCCAUAGUGAGCUGUCUGAUAGUUGAGAGUGAGCUGUCAAAUGGUCCAGAGGGAGCUGUUAGCAGCUCCAUAAACUUAACUGUAAUUGGUUUUAAGAAUGUCCAUUGGGAGUUAACAAGAGAGUCCUGGCCAGCAACAUAUAGCCAUUGGAAUGUAAACAAGAAACCCAUUACAAUCACUCACUUCAGUGGCAAUAAAUAAUUUAAGAACCCAUCACUAUUCAACAAACCAGCAGGAUUUAUAACCCGGGUUUUUCCAAAAGCCGGGUGCCAUGGACAAGUCUGUUAACGGCCAAAAAUGUAGCAUGAACAAUUGUAUACGCAGGUUUGAUAUAUCUUUGGUGUGUUAAACAAAAGAGACAUCAAGUUUAGCUUCCAAAAAGAGAAAUUAACAUGAUUUGCUAGCCACAUGCGAUAGUUCCUGAUUUGCACGAAAUCCUCUCGCAUUGCGAUCACCUAGCUUCACCAUAACAACAACAAAGAUGGUGCCACCCUCGCUCAGGCUCAACUAUAAUAGUUCUCCAAAAGCAAAUAUCCAGUGACUGUUCAAAUUCUCUAUCGUAAUAUGUUAACAACUAAUAUAGUUGU
This is a messenger RNA of Anneissia japonica, 2774 nucleotides long. RefSeq names its product something about silencing protein 10-like. Gene Ontology annotation, biological process: maturation of SSU-rRNA from tricistronic rRNA transcript (SSU-rRNA, 5.8S rRNA, LSU-rRNA). NCBI's taxonomy places the organism in Eukaryota, Metazoa, Echinodermata, Crinoidea, Comatulida, Comatulidae. The coding region runs from base 135 to 1610 and encodes 491 amino acids. The transcript has 12 exons. Gene Ontology annotation, cellular component: nucleolus; small-subunit processome. The record is from RefSeq and is a predicted model, not a curated record.